Chionomys nivalis (European snow vole) is the source of this 339-nucleotide messenger RNA. It is a transcript of the gene Fimp1, whose product is annotated as chromosome 8 C16orf92 homolog. Gene Ontology annotation, biological process: fusion of sperm to egg plasma membrane involved in single fertilization. The transcript is spliced from 4 exons. Bases 1 to 339 code for a protein of 112 amino acids. Lineage: Eukaryota; Metazoa; Chordata; Mammalia; Rodentia; Cricetidae. The record is from RefSeq and is a predicted model, not a curated record.
AUGGAGCUGUGGCAGUGGGUGCCCGUGUGCCUGUGGAUGUGGAUGACUGAGCUGGGGGCUGUAGAGACAGCACCCAGAAGAGUUGGCACCGACGCCUCAAUACCAGAAGCCAACUCUGGACUCUUUGUAGACAGGCCUGACUUCUUUGAUUACCCAGACUCAGACCAAGCUAGCCUUUUUGCUGUGGCCCAGUUUAUUGGAGAGAAACCGGUGACCUUUGUAAGGACAGAUUCCGGCCCUGGGCUCUUUCAGCACAUUCUGGUGGGCGCAUUGCUGUUGGCCUUCUUCCUCUUCCUUCUGCAGUUCUGCACGCACGUGAGCUUCCAGAAAGGGGCCUGA